Molecule: messenger RNA, 1303 nt
Organism: Caenorhabditis angaria
Lineage: Eukaryota; Metazoa; Nematoda; Chromadorea; Rhabditida; Rhabditidae
Source: the annotation of a GenBank genome assembly
AUGGCAAAAUCUAAUUCUAGCAAAGUUUGUGCUUUAAUUUGCCAUUUGAAUGUGAGAUUGGGAUUGGCGAUUUGUGGAAUUCUUCUAGGCGCUUUUUGGUCCGUUAUUUAUAUCGCUGUUUUUAAGGUUUGUGAAUUGUCCCUUUAUUUUUCAGACCUAAAUUUUUUAACGUUUUCUAGACUUUGUUCAAGUAACUUUUGAAUAAAAUUGAAAAAAAAGUUACAAAAAAUCAAAAUUUAGGAAAAAUUGGUUCAAAAUAGUUUUAGACAAAACCAAAUAAGAUUUUUUUUUUUAAUUUUGAAAAUAUGAAAAAAUUCCGGAUUUUCAAAACCAGAAAAUCCGGGGAUAUUUGAAGUUGUGUAAUUUCAAAGUUCAUGCUGUUUUGGGCUCAAAAUGCUCGGAAAAUUUUAAAAAUCCUGGUUUUUGAGCUCUAGAAAUUUCAGGGCUUAAAAUAAUCGAAAUUGGGCUCAAAAUUCUCGGGAAAUGUAGAUUUUCGGGCUCUAGACUAAAAUAGUCUAAAAAUAAUCAAAUUUGGGCUAAAAAUGCUCGGUUCUGAGCUCUAUAACUUUCUGAACCUAUGAAUAUUGAUUCUAGGCUUAAAAUAAUCCAAAAAUCAUAUGAUUUUCUUAUAUUUUUGAGAUGUUUUCAAAAAAUUCUGAAAAUUUUUAUUUUUUCUCGAAUUCUGAGAAAAUUUUUGCAAAAAAUUGCGUGAUUUUGAAAAUAAAAAUCACUUUCCGGAAGAUUUCCGGCCCAAAUAUUUUUUUUUCAGAACUGGAUAGCUCUCUCCGCCAGUCUUCUCUCAGUUCUCUUCGCCUUUCUAACUCUCUACAUUUAUAUUCUUCAAAAAUGCAAUAUUUUUGAGUCAAAACUCUCGCCCAAAACCCGCUACAUUUUGAUGGUUUUCAACGCGAUUUUCAUGAUUUUCUCGGUUGUCGCAUUUUUUAUGAGCAUCAUUUUUGCCAUUGUUUUGAAGCAAGGAGUUUCAGUGAAAGGUCAGUUUUUGAUCUUAUCAGUUCUUAUCAGUACAUGAUUUCUUCUCCGAAAAAAUCAAAUUUUCCGAAAAAAAAAUGAGUGAAACUCACCUUAAAAGAGGAAAAAACUAUAAUAUGAGUAAUCGAACAACAAAAAAAUAAAAUUUGAAAACUCCACACCUUUUUUGAUAACAAUAUUUGCUUUUUCAGAUCAAUUUGCUUUUUCAGAUCACAGCCAAAAUCUUUGGUCAACUUGCACCUGGUUUUUGAUACUUUUCAAAUGGACUUUGCAGAAUACGCUGAUUUUAAGAUUUUCUCUCAAAUCUGCAUAA